GUGAAACAAAGUAACCAAGUUGAUUGAGCCGUGGAACACGGCUGUGUGUUUGAGUUCCACAGCAAAGAAAUCGAUACUUUGUAACGUUGUUGCGUAGCGGACGUUACUCUCUAUAAAGACGUCCAUAGCGAAACCAGAAGACUGCAAGGAAACGCACGGCUGGUCCACACGGGCUGUUAUCCAUGUCUGCUGCGGUUGAGAUAAAGAGCAAGGAGGAGAAGGAUGCGGAGCUGGACAGACGGAUUGAAGCCCUCCGCAAGAAGAACGAGGCUCUGGUCAAGAGGUAUCAGGAAAUCGAGGAGGAUAAGAAGAAGGCAGAGGAUGAGGGUAUCGCCGUGGUGAUUCCCCGGACGACUCCCCGGAGGAACCGCCCUCACGAGCAAGACGAUUGGCCCAAGGGUGACAGGAACCGCCCUCACGAGCAAGACGAUUGGCCCAAGGGUGAGCGGGACUUCCCCAGGAACCGCCCUCACGAGCAAGACGACUGGCCCAAGGCUGAGAAGGACUUCACCAUCACCGUAGACCUCUCCAACCCUGGAUCGGAGAACCGCGUGGUCAACGACAGGAAGUCAGCAGGCCAGCAGCACGGCCCCCCAGAGGAAGGUGACGCUCAUCAGAGGCCAGAGAGGGGAGACGCACACCACCGACCUGAGAGGGGAGACGGCCACCACAGACCGCAGGGGCCCCGAGGAGGAGUGUGGACGCCCAGGGGAGGACGAGGAGGAGGGGGGCGAGAUGGAGGAGGAGGAGGGGGGAGAGAUGGUGGAGGAGGUCGAGAUGGUCCACGAGGAGAUCGGAGAGAAAGGGAGCCCAGACACGCUGAUCCCAACCUGGAGAGGUCACCAAGGGAUGAGGAGGGUGGAGAGAGGCCUGCUCGAGGGGGGCGUACACCACGCGGAGGAGGAGGCGGAAGGAGAGGCAGAGGGGGAGGCGGACGAGGAGGUGGUGAUGGUGGAGGAGGAGGAGAGGGUGGCUCGGACAGGAAAUCUAAGGAGUGGGAGGAGAAGAGGAGGCAGAACAUCGCCAAGAUGAACGAGGAGAUGGAGCAGAUCGCAGAGUACGAAAGAGGACAAAAGGCUGACGGUGAGAAGACCCCCUUCAGAAACUUCCUAGAUGACCCGCGUCGCAGUGGCCCCGUGCCCGACAUGGAUCGCAAAGAGGGCAGCCGCCGCCACGUCCGCAACUGGGGAGGCCUGGACUUCGACAGUGUCAAGACCGGAGCAGAGAGAGAAAGAGAGUGGAUGAGCCACCGGGGGUCAGGAGGAGGCCGAGGAGGCGGCUCGAUGGACAUGACUCUGUCCAUGACGGGCCGGGAGCGCGCCGAGUACCUGCGCUGGAAGAAGGAGAGGGAGCAGAUAGACGAGGAGCGUCUGGCACGCCACCGCAACGCCACCGGCCAGUGGAGACGAGAGUGGGACGCUGAGAAGACCGACACUAUGUUUAAGGAGGACCCAGAAGGUGGUGGUGGUGGUGGUGGUGGUGGUGGUGAUGGAGGUGACGGAGGUGACCUGACUCCAAGACAGGGCAACAGAAGAGGGGAUGACGGCAAACGAGCGCCCAGGCCACCAAAGUUCGGGGACUUCAUGGGCACCCCGUCUCCAAGGGACGGAGGCCGCGGGGGCAGAGGACAGAGGCGGAGCCGAGGCCAGGACAAGAACUACAGCAUGCAUGACAAUCGCUGGAAGACGGACGACGAUGAGGAGAAGGGGCAACAGGAGGAGAGUGAAUUCCCACCGCUUAGAAAAGAAGAAAAAACACCUAAAGAGGAACCAAAGAAGAAGAAACAGCAGGUGAAGGUGGUGGUGGAGAAGCCAGCCCCAGAGCCCACCUCCUCAGCAGCUGCUGCCGCAACACCACCCCCACCACCAGCAGCCACCACCGCAAGCGUAACCGUGACCCCUGCAGCGCCACCCACGACGAGAUCAUCAGAGCCCGGUGGCACGGAGGAGGAAGAGGAGGACGAAUGGGAGGACGCCAGCGACGGAGAUGGAGAUGAUGGUGAUGACGACGACGACGAUGGUUCCACGGACGACGGCGAAGAUGAGGAGGAGGAGGAGACCCCAGCGACUCCACGCCAGCCGCCAGCCACGUCCAGCCCCAAAGAGAAGCGCACGCCGCGGGUCCGCAUCCCUCCGCCAGAGGCCCAGGAGCAGGAGGCGUCUCCAGAGGGGGGUAAGCCGCUCAGCCCCUUCUCUCCUCUGGAUUUCCACCAGCCCGUCACUGACUGGGGCGAGGAGAUGGAGAUGCUCUCGCCCCGCGCCAGCCUGGAGGAGAGCCCCCUCAGGGGGGCCCAUGACACAGCCACUGCAGCCACCACAGCAGCCAACACAAGUAGCGGCAGCCUCAACCACAGCCUCAGCUCAGAGGCCACUAACACCAGUCAGGAGCUGAUCAAGGCACAGGACUCACCAGCACACACAGGUACAGAUGGCCCUGUGAAUGAAGAGGUGGUGGAGCAGCAGCCUGAAGUGUCGUUUGAAGCGUCACUCACGGAAUCAUUCACACAGAAGGAUGAGUCUACCACACCACCCAGGGAAGAAGAGGCUGCCACGGAGCCAGCCACGCAAGAACCCGAAGCUAAGGAAACGGAGCCAUCAUCCAGUGCUGAGGAUGGGGGGUCGCCCUCCACAACACCACAGAAAGAAGAGGAAGAAAAGCCAGCAACUGACGCGGCCUCAGGUUGACUUGGUAUCAAGAAAGAUGACACUGCUAAGGGACGUGAAGAAGAAAUCGGAUUGGUUCACAUGGACGUCAAUCAUGAGGGACAACAGUUGUGGACAAAUCAGGAGAGAGGUGAAAUGUUGUCAGUGAUGACUUGACCCCUCCUACUGUUACUACUAUUACUACCACAAGCUUGUCCACACAGGUGUUUGGGAAUGACUCAUCAUACAUGAAUUGCUGGAUUUUUACUAUCAGUACCAUUUUAAAAAAAAAUCAUGUGUUGCUUAAAUGUAAAUAUUGCAGAUUCUGCAUAAAGAUCAUGGUGUUACAGGAUCUUUUUAAUGUGUGCUCUGUAACUGAAGGGAUUAACUGGUUUAUGAUGUGAUGUUUAAUGUGUUCAUGUCAAAUGACAAUAUUACAAUAUUACAACAUUUAAUGUCUCCCAAAAACAAAUGGGACAUUACUAAGUGGUUUCCUCAGAACAAGGGUGUCUAAUAUUUUGUGCACAGCCCACAUUUCGAAUCAGAUUAUUUUCCUCUUCAGAUGCAACGAUGCAAAUAAUGAUCUUCUGUUUUAUACAGUAGGGCUAAGAACAUUGUUUACCUCAAACAGCAUGGGCAGGCUUUUAAAUGUGAACGAUCAUCGGGAAGAUUUUUAAAAUCUUGUUUUAGCCAUUUAUUUUAUAUAUGCAGUCUGCAUUCCUGUGUGUGUGUGUGUGUGUGUGUGUGUGUGUGUGUGUGUG
Molecule: messenger RNA, 3403 nt
Organism: Engraulis encrasicolus (European anchovy)
Lineage: Eukaryota; Metazoa; Chordata; Actinopteri; Clupeiformes; Engraulidae
Gene: ccdc9
Product: coiled-coil domain containing 9
Exons: 15
Coding region: 183-2684 (833 amino acids)
Source: RefSeq, a predicted model, not a curated record